Messenger RNA from Perkinsus marinus ATCC 50983, 300 nucleotides. RefSeq lists its product as hypothetical. NCBI's taxonomy places the organism in Eukaryota, Perkinsozoa, Perkinsida, Perkinsidae. The coding region runs from base 1 to 300 and encodes 99 amino acids. The transcript has 3 exons. The record is from RefSeq and is a predicted model, not a curated record.
AUGUCCGGGGCAGCUGUAUUCAAGCGUAUCCCACUGGCGGCUAAGGGAGUACAGGUCUAUCAGGUAUCAUCAGCCACCUAUCGUGCUGGUGCCGCCUUGGGUAUGGAUCUAUCUGUGACUAAGAAGCCUCUUAAUCAGGCAUUGGAUGCUGCUAUCCAUAAACCACAGUUUUUACAAGUUGACACUCUGAAAGGGAUCCCCGUGGACACAUCUCUGAGUCAAAGCUCUCUGGUCGACCCCUACCUUUCUCGGUAUAUCGCCGACUUGAGCGGUGUCUAUUUCGAUACUCCUAAGAAGUGA